AUGUUUUUUAGACUGGACAGCUUCUUUAGUGCAUAUCCAAUGAACAAAGUUGGUUUCUUCCUUUGCAUUUUUUCUGUUUUGACUUCUCUGCUAAUUCAGGAAGGAAGAGGGAAUUUCCAGUGUGAUAAUGGGUCUUUGAUUUUGGACAACAUAUGUAACUUCACAGAUGCCUGUGAAGAUAACAACGAUGACUUGCUUUAUUCUCUGAAGAAAAAAUGUGAUUUUGAAACUGACUUCUGUAUGGGUUGGACUAAGAAGAAUGGAAUUACUAGUACUUCACCUCCAUACCAAAAUCACAAUGGAAAUGAGUCUGCCUAUUUCCUCUCACUGUCCUCCAAAGCUGGUUCUUCUCCUGCAAACAUAAAAAGCAGAGUUUUCCUUCCAACUAAUAGCCAACGAUCAUGCCAGGUCAUAUUUUAUCACUAUGCCAGCCAUGUGAAGAUGAAAAUAAGUGUUGGUCUCCAGACUAUGUGUGGUAAAUCAUUUCAGACUAUAUGGCAAAACUCAGCGGGGUCCCCAAAUCGGUGGGAGAGAAAUAUCAUCAAGCUCAAUAGCACUCAGAAAUUUCAGGUUGUUAUUCAAGGUCAAAGGUUUUCAACUGAUGGAGAGGAAGAAGCUCUAGCAAUUGAUGAUAUAUCAUUCAGUGAAGGAUGUCAGCCUGAUCUCAGUGAAAACUCACCAUGUCAAGAAACACUGAAUACCUGUGAAUGGACACACCAACCAGAUGCAAGUCUAUGCAACUAUGAAAACAGCUUUGACCCUGAAUCUGUAAAUGAAAAAUCCUGUUUAUGUCAGUUUUGUGGAUUUGAGUUUGAUACAUGUGGAUGGAGUUCUUCAACAUCUGCCAAUGAAAUUUCCUGGGUGCGCACAAAAGCAAGAGAGAAACUGGGUUUUAAAUCAACCCCUCCAAAGGAUCAUGGUGGUGAUAGUGAAGGUCACUACAUGUGGGUGGGAGCUGAUAAUGGCACAUUUUCCAGAAGUGCUUAUCUUAAUAGCUCCAUGUGCCACUGCUUUGGGAAGCCUUGCCAUCUUCGAUUUUAUUAUUCUAUGGUGGAUAGUAUUCUGACUGUGGGUCUAUAUAAUGAUAAGGAGAAAGAAAUACUAUGGACAAGUGAUGUUUCAACCAUGGGUGAGUGGUUGAAAAUGGACGUGUCUGUCCCAGAGACCAUAACUACAUUUAAGUUUGUUUUUGAAGGGACUACACAAAGCAGGGAAGGAUUUAUCAGCUUAGACAGCCUCCAGGUCUAUGCCUGUGAAGAGACACACAAAGCAAGCCCUUGUGGGGUGGAAGAAUUCUCCUGUGCCAGUGGCCAGUGCAUUCACUCUGGUUUGGAAUGUGAUUAUCAGCAAGAUUGUUCUGACCAAAGUGAUGAAGAUCCCUCAGCCUGCUCAAAUUAUACUCUGUGUAACUUUGAGUCUGGUUUUUGUGACUGGAAACCAUUAUGGACCAAGGAGUCGCACUGGAAAAUAUCGAAGGGACUCUCUCCCAGAGGAUUUGAGCUUCCUCCUGCAGAUCAUACAACAAACAGUAAAUAUGGUAGGUUUUACAUUUUUCUUAAUGCUGAACUGAAAGUUGUUGCUGAAUUGAGUACUUUUCAUCAUGUACGGUUUUGGUAUCAUUUGUCCCAGAAUUCACAGCUCUCAGUUUUUACAAGGACAUCCCUAGAUGGUGAGUUAGAGAAGCAAAGUGACCUUCUGGAAGUCUCCAAAUCUCAGUGGACACGAGCAAAUAUAUCUGUGUAUCCUGUGUCUGGAAAAUCAUUUCUACCUUUUCAGGUCAUUUUACAAGCCACCAUUUUUUCAGAAAAUGCCACAGUUGCCAUAGAUGACAUCAGCAUAACUCCAGAUUGUGGCAUUUCUUUCAAGUCACUUUCAAGCACACACAGCAAAAGAGAAGGGAAAGAGAUUGUUGCCCAAACUGGUAGUUGUGAAGCUGGAUUUGUGCCAUGUGAAGAUGCAAGCUGUAUUUUAUCUAGCAAAGUGUGCGACUUUACACCUGACUGCCCAAAUGGAACGGAUGAAGCCCGUUGUGCUCCCUCCUGUGACUUUGAAACAGACAACUGUGGUUGGUUUGAAGCACAUGGAGGAGAUCAUUUUGACUGGGUCCGAAAUUCCAGCAGCACCCUUUCAGUGGAUUUUCAGCAACAGGCUCCGGCCCAAGAUCAUACUUAUAAUAAACCUCAGGGACACUUUAUGUUCAUUCUGAAAACCAGCAGGAGCAUUUCACAGGUUGCUAAACUCCAGAGUCCAAGGUUCAGCCAGACAGGACCAGGAUGCAGUUUGUCUUUCUGGUUUUAUAACUAUGGUGAGUCAGUGGGAGCAGCAGAGAUGCAGCUACACUUAGAGGGGACAAAUUACUCAACUGCUCUCUGGAGAGUAUUAUACAACCAGGGAAACCAGUGGUCCAAAGCAUUCAUUCAACUUGGCCGCAUCAAUCAGCCCUUUUAUUUGACGCUGGAAAAAGUCAGUCUUGGAAUUUAUGAUGGGGUCUCAGCUGUUGAUGAUAUCAGAUUUGAGAAUUGUGCCCUUCCCCUUCCUGCUGUGAGUUGUGAAGGUCCUGAUCAUUUUUGGUGUAGACAAACUAAGGCUUGCAUAGAUCGUCUGCUAUUAUGUGACCUGGUGGAUAAUUGUGGAGAUAAUACUGAUGAGACUAAUUGCACACCUGAAAACUCUUGUGACUUUGAAAAUGGGCUUUGCAACUGGGAACAAGACAAAGAAGAUGAUUUUGAUUGGACAAGAAACCAGGGUGAAACUUCAACACUCAACACAGGUCCAAUGAAAGAUAAUACCUUGGGGACAGUUAAAGGGCAUUAUCUUUAUAUAGAAUCUUCUGAACCACAAGUCUUCCAAAAUAGAGCUGUCUUGCUCAGUCCUGUUCUUAAUGGCACAAAUGACAAAAGUUGCAUCUUUCGCUUCCAUUAUCACAUGUUUGGAAAGCAUAUUUAUAGGCUGGCGAUUUAUCAAAGAAUUUGGAGUAAUACAAGGGGACAUGUGCUGUGGCAGAUAUUUGGAAAUCAAGGCAAUAGAUGGAAAAGGAAAGCUCUCAUCAUUACCUCGAUUCAGCCUUUUCAGAUCUUAGUGGAGGCUUCCGUUGGAGAUGGCUUCACGGGUGACAUUGCGAUUGAUGACUUGUCAUUCAUGGACUGCGCCCUCUACCCUGGAUAUUUGCCAGAGAAUUUUAUACCACCAUCAGGAACCUUGAUUCCUGUAACUCUUCCACCCCACAACUGCACAGAUGCUGAAUUUGUAUGUAGGUCCAAUGGGCACUGUAUUGAAAAGAUUCAGAUAUGUGAUUUCAGAUAUGACUGUCCUGACCAGUCAGAUGAGGCUUCUUGUGUUACAGACGUCUGUAGUUUUGAAGAUGGAAAUCUAUGCAAAUGGUACCAACCAGAACUGAUGGAGACAAUUCAAGCUAUCAAUACGUUUAGGUGGGGUCUUGGAAAUGGAGCUAGUGUACAUCAGGGAGAGGAAAACCACAGGCCAUCAGUGGACCAUACAAAAAACAGCACAGAUGGUUAUUACCUGUAUGCAGACAGUUCAAAUGGAAAGUUUGGCCACACUGCUGACAUCAUCACUCCGGUUAUUUCACUCACAGGGCCAAAAUGCAGCCUCGUGUUUUGGAAUCACAUGAAUGGAGCCACCGUUGGCUCUCUCCAGGUACUCAUCAAGAAUGGUAAUGUAACAUCCAAACUUUGGUCCCAGACUGGCCAGCAGGGUGCCCAGUGGAAAAGAGUAGAAGUAUUUUUAGGUAUUCAUUCCAAUAUACAGAUUGUCUUCAGGGCUAAGCGUGGAGUCAGUUACAUGGGAGAUGUAGCAGUGGAUGAUAUUACCUUUCAAGAUUGUUCCCCUCUAAUGAUCUCAGAGAAAAAAUGCACUGCACAGGAAUUCCUGUGUGCUAACAAGUACUGCAUCUCAAAGGAUAAUCUAUGUGAUUUUGUAAAUGAUUGUGCUGACAAUUCAGAUGAGAACCUUUUCAUUUGUGGUACCUCAAUUGGGCGUUGUGAUUUCGAAUUUGAUCUUUGUUUCUGGGAGCAGAGUCAAAAAGAUGACUUGGAUUGGAAUCUAAAAGCUGGCAUCACCCCAACAACAGGCACUGAGCCAGUUGCUGAUCACACCUUUCAAGAUCCAUCUGGUCAUUACAUCUUUAUAAAGAGUUUAUUUCCUCAGCAGCCAAUGAGAGAAGCCCACUUAUCUAGCCCAAUGAUAAGCAGAAGGAGCAAAAACUGCAAGAUAAUUUUCCACUAUCACAUGUAUGGAAAGGGCAUUGAAGCACUCACUGUUUCUCAGAUAUCAGUCACAAAUAAUAAAAAAGUCCUAUUCCAUCUUACUGGAGGACAAGGCAAUUUUUGGAAGAGGAAAGAAUUAAUUCUGCACAGUGAGGAGGAUUUCCAAGUCAUCUUUGAAGGUCGAGUUGGGAAAGGUCAUCGGGGACAUAUUGCACUUGAUGACAUUGUAUUGUCAAAGGGAUGUUUCCCGUCUCAUCAAACCAUUGUCAAGGAAUCUAUAGUACCACUAAUGUCAGAUUCCUGCCCACAUGGCUAUAGAAGAUGUCAGAAUGGCAAGUGUUUCAGACCAGAACAAAGUUGCAAUUUUGUAGAUGACUGUGGAGAUAAUACUGAUGAGAAUGAAUGUGGAACCUCCUGCACCUUUGAAAAUGGCAGCUGUGGUUGGCAAAAUUCCCUGGCGGACAACUUUGACUGGAUUUUGGGAGUUGGCUCACUUCUGCUUCUGAGUCCUUCUAGAGACCACACAGCGCUUGGAAAUGCAACUGGGCACUUUCUACAUCUGGAGGCGACCCCAGUAGGCUUGCGAGGGGAGAAAGCCCAUCUGAAGAGCUCUCGGUGGCAGGAAUCCAGUGCAGCCUGUGUCCUGACUUUCUGGUACUUCAUCUCCACAAAGGCUACAGGAUCCAUUCAGGUGCUGGUGAAGACUGAGAAAGGACUUUCAAAGGUAUGGACAGAAGAUGGACAGAAUCCUGACAAUAAUUGGAAGAAGGCAGAAGUCCUACUAGGAAAAUUAAGAAAUUUUGAAGUUAUAUUUGAAGGUAUCAGAACAAGAGAUCUGGGAGGAGGAGCAGCAAUUGAUGACAUAGAAUUUAAGAAUUGUAAUAUAGCUGCAGAGAGUUCUGAGAUGUGCCUAGAAGCUACGGAUUUCAUGUGUCAAGACAAGAAAUGUAUUGAACACCAACUAGUUUGUGACUACAAGCCUGACUGCAUGGAUAGCUCAGAUGAAGCUGACUGCAGUCAGUACACCAGCAUCCCAGGAAGCUGUAAUUUUGAAAAUGCUCCCCACAACUGGACCUCAGCCUGUCACCUUACUCAAGAUACUCAAGACAAUUUAGAUUGGAAUGUUGGCAACAGAAUUGCUGCAGAAAGAGAAAGUCUUGAUUCUGAUCACACUCCAGGCAAUGGACAGUAUUUUCUCUAUGUCAACUCAUCUGGCCCAAAAGAAGGAUAUACUGCAAGAAUUACUACCACCCACUUCUUUCCAGCAAGCCUUGGAAUAUGUACAGUUCGGUUUUGGAUCUACAUCAGUGGUUCCAGUGAUAUGGGAAUAUUAAAGGUAUACAUUGUAGAAGAAUCUGGACUGGAAAUUCUGGUGUGGUCAAUGAUUGGAAAUAAAGGCAGAGACUGGAUGUAUGGAAACGUCCCCCUUUCCAGUAAUGGCCCUUUUAAAGUGACCUUUGAAGCUGACCUUGGGGGAGACGAUCCCACUUUUAUUGCUCUUGAUGAUAUCUCUUUCACUCUGGAAUGCACAUCUGGAGGCCCUGCCACAACAUUACCACCACUCUGUGAGGCUCAUCAGUUCCCCUGCAUUUACACACCCCAAUGUGUGCCGCUGUCUAGAAAAUGUAAUGGACAGGAAGAUUGCAAGGAUGGAACUGAUGAGUUGGAUUGCCCUACUGGGUCACCUCCUCACCCCUGCAGAGAACUGGAGUUCCAGUGUUCAACAAAUGAAUGCAUUCCAUCCCUCUUGCUAUGUGAUGGAGUACCAGACUGCCAAUUUAAUGAAGAUGAAUCUACUUGCUCUGGUGGACAUUGCACUGAUGGCUCUCUGAUGUGUCCAUCGACUAAUAGCUGCAUCCCGGCAUUCCAACGCUGUGAUGGCUUUGUUGACUGCACUGAUUUCCAACUCGAUGAGUCCAGCUGCUCAGAAUGCCCGAUUGGUUAUUGCAAAAAUGGUGGAACUUGUAUCAUUGAAAAAAAUACCCCAAUCUGUCGAUGUGUAAGAGAGUGGAGAGGAAAUCGAUGCCACAUCCCACUUAGCUCUGCCUCACCACCAGAGGUCAUGUUCACCCAGAGUGGUAUUUGGACAAUCUUAAUUAUUGGAUUGACUUUCCUGACAACUCACCUGGCAAUUGCUGCUUUCAGUUUCCUUUAUAAGAGGAAACAGCCAAGAAAGAAACCUGAAGAAACAGCUUACGCGUUUGCCAACCCUAUGUAUGAAGAUGGGAGCCGUUCAGAGAAAAUUGAGGCUACGGGGAGUAAUGUCUUCCCAAGGAUACAAAUCAGUGUCUCUCCUUGGCAAGCACAUACAGAGACUUCUGACUAUUCCUUUGCCAAUCCUUUGUAUGGUGCUACCUGAAGAAACCAGGAGAAUAUUUCUAAUCAUCUUCAACAGUCAAAUAAAAUACAAUUAAUUCAGUUUGUCAAGUUGAUAGAAAAUCCCAAUUUCUAAAAUUGACUAGAAAUCAUAUUGCAUACAACAGUAAUGAGCAAAAAUGAAUGAGAUUGCUCAUGUGAGCUGCACCAUUAAAACCCUUUUUAUUGAGAAUCAUACAUUUUCUGAAACUAUUGUUCUGAUCUUCAUGCUAGCAUAGGGUCAGAUAGGUAACUAUAUUUUCAUUAUGCAAACAGCACAAAUUCCACUGUAUUAAUAAAAGCAUUUCACUUAAUCAAAGCCAGCUUUCUCGUUUUCCAAGUGUUUUGAUUUUGUUGCUGUCAUUGAAAAAAUAAGAACUUAAAUUUUUCAAACUCUGAGCUCUACAGAGACUUUAAAAUGCUUAUUUUAAUGUUUGAGGGAUCAGAAGCAAAGGGGGAACUAGCAGAGCAUCCAAAUAAGCAGAACCAACUAGAUCAAAGCAAUUUUAAAGAGAAUUAAAAGAGUCUCCAGUCCUGCAUGUUGAGCACAAAUAAGGUCAGUUAAUAUUCUACCCUUACCUUCUGAAAGACAUAAAAGCUUUUGCAUUAAUUUAACAAAAAAAUUCUUAAUGGAGGCUUAUGUCUUUAUCCAAAACUUUUGACCCAGGAGAAAUUUUCUCCUUACGGGGGUAGAAGACGGGAGAGUGUAUAUGUGGCAGAGGGCAAGAAGAGUAAAUAUCUAAUUUUUAUUAAGCGAAUGAUUGCAUGGAUUAACCUCUCUCAUAGCGUGGAUGUCAGUCUUGUUGAUCUUCUGUCUCUCUGAAAGUUGCUUUAUUCAGGCCCUGAAGUGAUUCCCUUAAAGAAAUACACGAAUGAUUUAACUUAAACCAACUUGAUGAAGAAGUGCAUGUACAAAAGUUUCUUACACAAGAAGAAGAAUACAGAUUAGGCAGCUGGAAUUGGCCCUGUUUCCUUUGCAGAGAUUUGGGGGAUUCAUGAGACAUAUAAUUCCUCAUUAUGAAAGUCAAUGAAGUGAAAACUGAGGAUAAUCAACAGAAAGUAAAAAGUGAGCAACAAUUCAGAAAUCAUUGAAAUUUCUCCUUGAAACCUGGUGGUUUGCAAAAUGUUCAAAUCAACAAUUGUUGAAAGUGUUUCAUUAUUAAAAGAUGCUUUAUUAAUGGUU
Molecule: messenger RNA, 7764 nt
Organism: Gracilinanus agilis (Agile Gracile Mouse Opossum)
Lineage: Eukaryota; Metazoa; Chordata; Mammalia; Didelphimorphia; Didelphidae
Gene: MALRD1
Product: MAM and LDL receptor class A domain containing 1
Cellular component (GO): membrane
Molecular function (GO): protein binding
Source: RefSeq, a predicted model, not a curated record